Molecule: messenger RNA, 240 nt
Organism: Acaromyces ingoldii
Lineage: Eukaryota; Fungi; Basidiomycota; Exobasidiomycetes; Exobasidiales; Cryptobasidiaceae
Product: high mobility group box
Exons: 4
Source: RefSeq, a predicted model, not a curated record
AAGAAGGCUUCGCGAUCCAAGAAGGAUGCCGGUGCGCCCAAGAGGGCCCUUAGUGCAUACAUGUUCUUCUCCCAGGACUGGAGGGAGAGGAUCAAGCAGGAGAACCCCCAGGCCAGCUUCGGCGAGGUCGGCCGUCUGCUCGGUGCCAAGUGGUCCUCGCUGUCGGACUCUGAGAAGAAGCCCUACCAAGACAUGGCUGAGCGCGACAAGCAGCGCGCCGAGACCGACAAGGCCGCCUAC